AUGACCGAAUCCGAAGCAGGGCACGUUUCGAUCGAAACACCGACACCACGACCCCUCUCGUCCUCGCCGCUCUCACCUCACCGCAAGUCGCCCAUGCCACCAUGCUCGUCGUCAACAUCCGCCCCACCCGCCGAAGUGGAAGCGACACUGACACGGCUCUCGUCGCACCAAGGCGUGCUGGGAUGUCUGGUCUUGAGCCGUCACGACGGGCUGGUGAUCCGAAGCGGCGGACAGAUGUUUGACCCCAGUGGACCGGGUGCCAAGCAGAGGGCCGAGAUGCUCAAGAGCGUCACCAGGCUUGUCAAGAGUAGCGUCGAGAGUCUGGCGAGCGAUAUUCGAGCGAUUGACGAGACGGACGAGCUAGGAUUCAUGAGGGUGAGGACGAAAAAGUACGAGAUCAUGAUCACGCCCAACGACAAGUAUCUGUUGGUCGUCAUGCAGGAUCCGAAUGCUGUGGCACAGUAG
Sporisorium graminicola is the source of this 465-nucleotide messenger RNA. RefSeq lists its product as uncharacterized. Gene Ontology annotation, molecular function: dynein intermediate chain binding. Gene Ontology annotation, biological process: microtubule-based movement. The transcript is spliced from 4 exons. The coding region runs from base 1 to 465 and encodes 154 amino acids. Lineage: Eukaryota; Fungi; Basidiomycota; Ustilaginomycetes; Ustilaginales; Ustilaginaceae. The record is from RefSeq and is a predicted model, not a curated record. Gene Ontology annotation, cellular component: cytoplasm; cytoplasmic dynein complex.